AUGACGAAUUUUGGACGCCCUACCCCUGGGAUUCCCAACAAAGGAUGGCAACUAUGGAAUAUCAGCGUUGUGAUGGUCAUCAUCUCCGGGCUCUUUGUUGUUACUCGUAUGGCGGCGAGGUAUUCCCAUGGCCGUAUUCGUGCUGACGACUGGACCAUCUUUGCGGCAAUGUUCGCGGCGGUCGUGCUCUCCGUUGCUCACAUUAUGGCCGUGGAAAGUGGAUUCGGCAAACACGAAUGGGAUCUCACUCACGACGAGAUGAUCCAAGCGCUGAAGUUUGUGUUCACCGCACAGGUGAUGUAUAAAUUCGUUAUCUGUUUCACCAAAACCUCAAUCCUACUUCUCUACUUGCGAGCCUUCUACGUACGAAGGUAUUUCCGAUGGGGAUGCUAUUUAAUGAUCACCUUUACUGUGGCUACGGGAAUCGCAUAUAUUCCUCCAACAAUUUGGCAGUGUACACCCGUAGCAUCCUUUUGGGAUCGCAGUAUCCCCCACAACUGCAUUAGCAACCGCCCGUCAUGGCUAUCAUAUACGUUGGUCAAUAUUCUUAGUGACUUUAUGAUAUUAAUCCUCCCAAUCCAGGAGGUGCUUCGCCUCCAAUUGAAGACGAGGGAUAAGAUCGCGGUGAUCAUGAUUUUUGCUGUUGGUGCAUUUGUUUGCAUCACAAGUAUCCUUCGAGCUACCACUAUUGCUGCAUCGGCUAAUGUAAAGGAUGUUACAUGGAGUCCUAUCCCCGUCGCAUGCUGGAGCACCGUGGAGAUCCACACCGGUAUAAUCUGCUCCUGCAUGCCAAUGAUCCGGCAACCUCUUUCCAUCCUUUUCCCACGCUUCUUUCCAACCUCCAGUCGACAUGGCCCAGACCCGAACACAAACACGUACGUUAAAAAUACUCGCCGUCGAAAAGGAGGUGAUAAUCUGGCCUCUGACGGUUUGGCUUGGAUGCAAAAUCACGACGAUCACAUUCACUUGACAUCCAUCAAGUUCCACAAAGAUGGACAGUGUCAUCCGACUGAGAGCGAAGAACGAAUAAUCAAUAUGGAGAAUUUGCAACCCCCUGAAAAUGGAAUCGUUACGAGAACUGAUGUAUCCAUAACCGAGACUAGGAGUUCCUAG
This is a messenger RNA of Paracoccidioides brasiliensis Pb18, 1113 nucleotides long. RefSeq lists its product as uncharacterized. The transcript is spliced from 6 exons. The record is from RefSeq and is a predicted model, not a curated record. Bases 1 to 1113 code for a protein of 370 amino acids.